Messenger RNA from Anopheles coluzzii, 3060 nucleotides. It is a transcript of the gene lost, whose product is annotated as E3 ubiquitin-protein ligase ZNF598. The record is from RefSeq and is a predicted model, not a curated record. Lineage: Eukaryota; Metazoa; Arthropoda; Insecta; Diptera; Culicidae. The transcript is spliced from 5 exons. Gene Ontology annotation, cellular component: cytoplasm. The coding region runs from base 637 to 2955 and encodes 772 amino acids.
AUGCGUGCAUGUAUGAUCCGGCACGCGGAGCGCACACAUCACUAUAUACCAAACGUUGAGUGAAGCGGACGUGUGUUACCCUCCUAGAGUGCUGUGCAUCCCCAAAUCACAACAGUUCCUACAUUUUGUAUUUCGCUGCAGCAAGCGACUGUACUACGCAUCGCGUACGCAUACACGGCAAGUCUUACGACAGCGGCAUUAAAGCUUCCUUCACCCGGAACCUCGUGGGCGUUACGCACCGACGAAGAAGAUUCGAAUUGUGCAAAACACAACCGAGCAAAGGACAGCGAACCGCAUUAGCUAUAUACACAGAACAAUAGAGCGCGCGCGCGCGCAUCAGUGUGUGUGGGUGUGUGCGUACGUGUGUUUGGAAGUGGUCGAGAAAAGACACAACUGUAGCUUAUUUUUUUUAUUUUGGUUUGUUGUUUUAUUGUUGACCGUGUGGUGACCAUCAAAACCAGUGUUGGUGUGUGUGCUUGUCGCUGUUGCUGCAUACGGAGCGAAGGCGAGAACGCCGUAAAACCGACGCAGCAAUAAAAGGAAGAAGCAAAAACCGGGUGCAAUAAAACAUACACACACAUACGACCGGUCACACAUCCCUCAGAGAAAGGCAGCGAGCAGCGCAAAGCAAUAAUAAUGGUCGCCAGCGAGCCCGAGGACGACGUCCAAAAGAAUUCUCCACCUCCCAUGGAGAACAACGAUGACAACGCACCCUCGAAACGCUUCUACCGGCAGCAGGUGUGGACCACGAUGAAAGCCCUCUUCCCGCAGGGUUCGGCCUCGAGCAACUACGUCAACAGAAAGAUACCACUCUUUCCGGCAGCGGAACAGACGGCCGAGCGACUCGCCGAAACCCCCGAAUUCAAACAAGCGACGAACAUUAAGGUGAACAUCGAUAUGGCGCAGGAAGCGGUCAAGCUGCAGGUGCUGAAGGCGAACAAAACGCUGUUCGUCGCGCCGUCGCAAAAGUCCGACUACCUGUACGCGAAGAUCAAGCUGCCGAGCAGUGUGGAGGAGGUGCCGCUCGUCCAACAGAGACGCAUCGUCAAGAUGCUGGCCGGCGAGGACACAUACGAGGAGCUCGGCAUCGAUCAGACCGAACCGCUCGACAUGGUUGUGGUCGGGUGCGUGGCCGUCUCCGAGCGCGGCCAGCGCAUCGGCAAGGGCAACGGGUACGUUGACCUGGAGAUAGCGAUCCUGGUGCAGCUGGGCGUGAUCACGCCGAAGACGGUCAUCGCGACGACGGUGGCGGACGAGCAGGUGUUCAGCGAGCUGCAGGCGGACCUGUUCCAGCCGUACGACUUCACGGUCGAUCUGAUCGUGACGCCGACGCGCGUGAUACGCGUCGAGCCGCGGCCGGAGCCGCGCGCGAUCGGCGUCCAGUGGGGCCUGCUGUCGUCCCGCCGGCUGGACGUGGUGCGCGUGCUGAAGAAGCUGAAGGAGCGCCUGGAGUCGGAGGGCAAGCACAUCGAGCUGAAGGACGAGGACACGGACGUGGAGAGCUUCCGGAAGCGGCGCACGCGCGGCAGCGGAAGCGCCGGCGGCCAGCAGCAGGACCGGCGCCGCCAGUCGAACCGGCGCCGCCGGUCGACGCGCAACAGUGCGGCGGGCGAGGGCGGCAAGAGCGGCAACGAGCAGGACGGUGGUAAUGGCGACGGCGGAAACGAGAGUGGCGAGGGCGGUGGCCCGCGCAUGCGCCGGAAACGGCGCUACUCGCGCAAGCCGCGUCGCUACUCGCGCCGUGACUCGGGUGACUACGGCAGCCCGGACGGGGGCCGAACCGGCGGCGAGGAGGGCGGCGACGGUCAGCAGCACCAGCGGCAACGGCCGCACCCGGGCGGCAAGGGGGGCCGGCUGCGCCCGAACAAUAAGGCGGGCGCCGCGAACGGCACCAACGGGCAGCCGGCGGCGCAGCAGAAGCAGCAGCGGCCACCGCGCCAGCCGAAACCGCAGCUGCAGGACAGUGUGCGCAUCCGCGUGUCGAACAUGUUCUCGGUGCCGUUCAAGGAUUUCAAGGACGAGCUGCGCACGCGGGACUGCUACCCGGCCAAGAUUAGCCAGAGCCGAAAUGGGCGGUGCCUGCUCAUCUUCCCCAAGCGCGACGACCUGGAGGAGCAGGCGCAGGCGGACGAGCUGCUGCAGAAGCUGGCCGAUAUGCGCAUCUCGGUGCCGCAGAAGAACAGUGCCGAGCCGAAGCAGAUCAAGCUGAAGUGCGAGCUGCAGCCCAAGUCGAAGGACUUUGGCGAGAACGAUGCGACCUCGAUCGCGUCCGCCGCGAACCGGGCCGCCCGGAAAGCGAACGACGCCGGCCAGAAGCUGGGCGUGGCUGGUGCCGCCCCAACGGCUGACGGUGCAGAGCAGCAGGGCGAAGAGCCGGCGAACGUGAGCGAGCUGUUGCAGGAGGUGCUGGCGGCGACGCAGCUCGCCGCCCGGGCCGCCAAGGCAGCGAAGGCGGUCGUGGAGAAGGUGCUGCAGGAGUCGCUGGCGGAGGCGGACAGGGAGCCGGCGUCGUCGGAUGAUCCGGACCGAAGCAAAAAACUGCUCGCCCAGAUCGACGAGGUGACCAAAGCCGGUGCGGAAGCGCACGCCGCCGGCCUGAAGGCGGAGGCGGCCGUUGCGGCAGUGGCGCCACCGGCGGCGACGCCGGACGCCGACGGUGCCGAAACGGCGCUGCCAACGAAGGAGCAGGUCCCGGCGAUGGUCAGCGCGACCCAGGAGGUGGCUCGGGCUGCCGCCGCCGUCGCGUACGCCCUCGCCACACUGUUCGAGCUCGUUCCCCCGCCGCCGACCCGGUCCAGCGUGGCCGUCGCCCCGGUCUCGACCGUGGUCCGCCUGUUCCGCUCGCUGCUUCCUGCUAGCGCCAUCAGUAGCAGCAGCAGCACCUCCACCACCACCACCACCACCACCGCCACUACCACCACCGACACCAAUACCACUGCAACCGUGUCUUCUUAAUUUAACGCAGCGACAGGAGGACGAUGGCGUGCAACACUCACCUAAAUGUAUGGCUAGGACAACAAUCACACACACACACACACUUACACACAAAGAGAUAAGAUU